Kwoniella botswanensis is the source of this 822-nucleotide messenger RNA. RefSeq lists its product as uncharacterized. The record is from RefSeq and is a predicted model, not a curated record. The transcript is spliced from 5 exons. Gene Ontology annotation, cellular component: cytoplasm. Lineage: Eukaryota; Fungi; Basidiomycota; Tremellomycetes; Tremellales; Cryptococcaceae. Bases 1 to 822 code for a protein of 273 amino acids.
AUGGCUCCUCCGUUAGUCACCAUUUACGUGACAAGUCUCACGUCUGCCCCGAAAGUGAGGAAGCAUAUCGACCUAUUGAGAAGGUCAUUGAAAGGUCUUGAAAUACCUUACGAAGAAUAUGACCUAGUGAUGGACGAAGAAGCCAAAAAGAAAUGGCAGAGAUCCAAACCACCCGGUAUGGUCGUAGGUCUACCAGGAUAUCUCGUAGGUGGAGAAUGGGUCGGUACAAUGGAAGAUUUCGAAGAUGCCGUUGAAACUCAAACCCUCGAAUCAUUCCUCAAGCAAGAUCUCGACUUAUCUCACCCAGGAGAUGUCACUGGAGGUAGUGCAGAUGGUGGUCAAGGGGAACUACCAAGUCAGAAAUCCAUUCAAGAAGUUGAAUUGGAGAAAUUGAUGAGAGAAAUGACGAAUGAAGAUUUAGAUAAAUUAAUGGGUGAAUUGGGUGUUGAUGAAUCUACCACUAAGAUCGGAUUGAUCGAUAGCAAAUCUCAAGACAAGAUUAGUGACUUGAAAGCAAGUGAGAAAGGACUAUUGGAUGAUCUGAAAGAUGAGUUGAGUUUGGAUAAGAAUGAAGAUAAGGUUUUGAAAGGUGUUGAAGAGGAUGAUUUCACUUCGAAGAUCGAAUCAAAGGAAGAAAAUAUCAAUGCAACCAAGGAAGAGGAUAAAGAAAUCAAUCCACCAUCAGAUCAAGGUAAAGGUGAAGGGAUCAAAGGCAUGGUGGAAGAGAAUGAUAUAGUAAAAGAAUUGAAGAAAGAGUUGUUAAGCGAUAAGAAGGAAGAUAAAGAUAUUAAUGAUAUCAUCAAUAAAGAAAAGGUCGACUAA